CCCGUGGCAGCGGAGCGUCGGCCCGUGAGUCAGAGGCUUUGCGGGAGCUCCGUGCGGCCUCAUCUGGCGUCCCUCGGGGCCCGGCUCUGUCUGCGGCUCCGCGUGGCGGGGAGGCGGUGGCUGCGAGAGGGGCUUCACGAGCUGCGGCCGCACCAUGCUGCGCUUCCUCUGGGACAGCAUCUCCCUGCAGAUGCUCUUCGUCUUCCUCUUUGUCUUCCUGCUCAUUUCCGACUACAUGAAGAGGAGAAAGCCGAAGGACUUCCCCCCCGGUCCUUUUUCCUUCCCUUUCCUGGGAAAUUUGCAAUUUCUGUUUGACAAAGACCCCGUGGCCACAACGCAGAAGUUCAUUGAAAAAUACGGAAACAUCUUCAGCACGCAAGUGGGCAGCAUGUCGUUUGUGAUCAUAAACGGGCUGUCACUGGUCAAGGAAGCCCUUGUGACCCAGGGAGAGAACUUCAUUGAUCGCCCCCAAUUUCCUGCAAAUACAGAACUCUUCAACAAAUUGGGGCUGGUCUCCUCCAAUGGGCACCUGUGGAAGCAGCAGAGAAGGUUCACAUUGACCACCCUCCGGAACUUUGGCCUGGGGAAGAGGAGCCUGGAGGAGCGGAUACAGGAGGAGUGCCGAUUCCUCACGGAUGCGUUCAGGGAUGAGCAGGGAAACCCUUUCAACCCUCACCUUAAAAUCAAUAAUGCUGUUUCAAACAUCAUCUGCUCCAUCACCUUUGGCAAUCGGUUCGAAUACCAUGAUGAGGACUUCCAAAACUUGCUGCGGCUGAUGGACGAGACUGUUACCCUCCAUGGGACGAUAAUGAGCCAGCUGUACAACAGUAUCCCCACUGUAAUAAAGUACCUCCCAGGAUCCCACCAAACCAUUUUUAAAAACUGGAGGGUCAUGAAAGGUUUUGUGUGCGAGAAGAUCAGCAAACAUAAGGAAGACGUGAACCCCUCCGAGAGCCGGGACUUCAUCGACAGCUACCUGCAGGAGAUGGCCAAGCCCAAUGGCAGUGACUUCUGUGAGGAUAACCUGGUGGCGUGCACUCUCGACCUGUUUUUUGCUGGGACUGAGACCACCUCCACAACCAUCCGCUGGGCCCUGCUGUUUAUGGCCAUAUAUCCAGAAAUUCAAGCCCGUGUGCAAGCUGAGAUCGAUGCCGUCAUUGGGCAGUCACGGCAGCCGGCCCUGGAGGACAGGAAAAACAUGCCCUACACCAAUGCCGUCAUCCAUGAAGUGCAGAGGAAAGGCAACAUCAUCCCUUUCAACUUGCCAAGAGAAGCAUUGAAGGACACAGUCCUGGCUGGUUUCCGCCUGCCCAAGGGCACUAUUAUGAUCCCAAAUAUAUACUCUGUGUUGAUUGACAAGAAGGAGUGGGAAACCCCUCACAGUUUUAACCCCGGGCAUUUCCUGAAGGACGGUCAGUUCUGGAAAAGGGAGGCUUUUAUGCCAUUUUCUAUAGGGAAGCGUGCCUGCCUGGGUGAGCUGCUGGCCCGUGCUGAGCUCUUCCUCUUCUUCACGGCUCUGCUCCAGAAGUUCACCUUCCAGGCUCCCCCGGACACCAUCCUCGACCUCAAAUUCACGCUGGGCAUCACCUUGGCCCCGCAGCCCUACAAGAUCUGUGCAGUGCCUCGGUAGGGAGCUGCAGCCACUGUUCUGGGAGGGGGAACUUCUUGGCUCUGGAGCAGAUCCACAAACUGAGCCUUCACCUGCUGCCAUGGGCCGUACUUCACAGCUGAGGAUCAGUACUGGCAGAGAGCAGUACCUGACCUGCUCUUACUACAUUAGUACAAGUAGCAAUUGGAAACUGUUUCUACUUUGAUCUUAGGAAAACUAUUUGUUAAAAGAAAAAUAAACCAAUACCUUGCGACAUCUCUCUCUCUCUUGAACUUUAAUAAAUCCUGACUGAAACAUCUUGGAUGUAAAGCACGUUGCAAAGUGAUGUCCAGCACAGUCUUUUGCAGCACUGCCUGCAGUCUCCAGCCGUGCCAGCAUUUGGGGCAGGAGAUGCUGGCUCCUGUUUCAAAGAUCCAUAAGGCAGAUAAGUGAAAAUGUUCAGUAGCAACCAAACAAGCCACUGAUACAAUGCAGGAGGCUUGAGUAGGUUCCUCUAGAAGCAGGAGGAGACCUUCCUGACCCUCUUCUCCCCACACCCUGGUACCUUCUGCCAUGCAGCCCCGUUUCCUCCUGUCAUGCCCUCAGUGAGGGUCUCCCUUAUCUUCCCUGCAUAGCAGAAAAGGGGAAGUUUAUAUGACAUUCCCAACCUUAUGUUCUUUCUUUUCCUUCCUUGAGAGAGGAAAAAGGGAAUGAUGUAAGUGGGCACAAUGCCUGGAAUCAAUUGUAAAGGGAAGAGAUCAGUGAUGUUUAUGGCUUGCACAACAUUACUCUCAAAGCAGUCCUCUUUGCAGGUGUCAGCUGAUCUUCUCUCCCCUCCUUGGCUCAGUUUCCUGUUUCCUUUCCCAGGCUGCAGUUAUAUGCAAAGGCUUCCUUCUGAGGUCUUCAUUUGCUUGGUAGAACACUGAGGAAAGGGCACAUUUAACAGGACCUCCAACCCACCUCCACUUAAACCAUCCCAUACAUGUGGCUUACCUCACCUCCAUCUGUUUUUUGUGCCAGCAUUUGCAUUACUGCAGCUCUCUUUCAAGGACAUCCCUUGCUUAGAAACACUAGCCUCCUGCUGCAGGGUUUAGAUUUUGAGCUACCAGAAAAGAUGGAAGCAGUCAGGGACCCAGACCCAGGUAACCUGAUCUGAGUGCUGCUUUGUGUGACAGAACACCUGGAAACCACCCCCCUGCAAAUAGAAGCCCUUGCUGUCUCCUCCCAUGCUCAGGAAGGCAGCAGCAGCUCUUCUCAUGCUGAGGAGCUGAAAACGUCCUGCAGCUAGGCUCAGGCAUCCCGCACCACUGACAGCUUCUUUCCUUCCCUUCUCCCUGAAAUAAACACCUGCAUUUCUAUUCUUUGGUGGAUGAAAAUGCUCUUAGUCCUGCCUCAGAAAUAAUGAAAAACAACUCUUCCAUAUCUGGCCAUUCACUUCUCCCUCACAGGGCUAUCUCCACCAGCCCAAAGACCCUUCUGCACAAGACAGUCCCUAGCUCCCCUCCUCACAGAUAACAGACCAAGGUAAUAGAAGUGCUUGCUUACAUGUCAGGCUGCUCAGGCCAAGGAUUAGGAUACAGAGAAUGGUAAAAACAGGUCAGAAACGGGGACCCUGAAACUUGGCUCUUUCCUCCUGCUGAUCUUCACUCUGGAGUCUUCUAUUUCAAAUAAUGAGCUGGGGGC
Molecule: messenger RNA, 3271 nt
Organism: Numida meleagris (helmeted guineafowl)
Lineage: Eukaryota; Metazoa; Chordata; Aves; Galliformes; Numididae
Product: cytochrome P450 2J2-like
Exons: 12
Coding region: 155-1630 (491 amino acids)
Biological process (GO): xenobiotic metabolic process
Cellular component (GO): cytoplasm; intracellular membrane-bounded organelle
Molecular function (GO): heme binding; iron ion binding; oxidoreductase activity, acting on paired donors, with incorporation or reduction of molecular oxygen, reduced flavin or flavoprotein as one donor, and incorporation of one atom of oxygen
Source: RefSeq, a predicted model, not a curated record